Ceratotherium simum simum (southern white rhinoceros) is the source of this 1908-nucleotide messenger RNA. RefSeq names its product matrix metallopeptidase 21 (gene MMP21). Gene Ontology annotation, cellular component: extracellular matrix. Gene Ontology annotation, molecular function: metalloendopeptidase activity; zinc ion binding. NCBI's taxonomy places the organism in Eukaryota, Metazoa, Chordata, Mammalia, Perissodactyla, Rhinocerotidae. The record is from RefSeq and is a predicted model, not a curated record. Gene Ontology annotation, biological process: proteolysis; collagen catabolic process; extracellular matrix organization.
AUGCGCGCUGCCUCCAUCUUCCGUCCGACCCUGCUGCUCUGCUGGCUCGCUGCCCCGCGGCCCGCCCAGCUGGAGACCCUUUUCCACAGCCGGGACCGCUCGGACCUGGAGCCGUCCCCGCUGCGCCGGGCCAAGCCCAUCGCCGACCUCCUCGCGGCGCAGCGGUUCCUGUCCAAAUACGGCUGGGCAGAGACGCCCCCGGGGUCCCGGGAUCCCAGCCCCGAGGGGCCACCCGAGGGCCCCCCGGGCGCCGCCCUGGUCGAGGCGAUGCGCAGGUUCCAGAAGGUCAACGCGCUGCCGGCGAGCGGGGAGCUGGACGCGGCCACGCUGGCGGCCAUGAACCGGCCGCGCUGCGGCGUCCCCGACACGCGGCCCCUGCUGCAGGCGGCGCGCCCCGCGCCCGGGACCCUGGCGACCCCGCGGGGCCCGCUCCCCAAGGCCCGCCCCAAGCGCUUCCUGCAGGCGCUGCUCCCCGCGCCCGGCGGGCAGCCCGAGGACCCCCCGCCCGCUGGGGGGCCCCGGGCCUUCUCCAAAAAGACCCUGACCUGGAGGCUGGUGGGCGAGGGCUACAGCAGCCAGCUCUCCGUGGACGAGCAGAGGUACAUCUUCAGACUGGCCUUCCGGAUGUGGAGCGAGGUGAUGCCACUGGACUUCCAGGAGGACCUCACCGGCCCUGGAGCCACGGUUGACAUAAAGCUGGGUUUUGGACGUGGCCGGCACCUGGGCUGUCCUCGGGUUUUUGACGGGAGUGGGCAGGAGUUUGCACACGCCUGGCGCCUGGGCGAUAUUCACUUUGACGACGAUGAGCAUUUCACACCUCCCACCAGUGACACGGGCAUCAGCCUUCUCAAAGUGGCCGUCCAUGAAAUUGGCCAUGUCCUUGGCUUGCCUCACACCUACAGGACAGGAUCCAUAAUGCAGCCAAAUUACAUCCCCCAGGAGCCCGCAUUUGAGUUGGACUGGUCAGACAGAAAAGCAAUUCAAAGACUGUAUGGUUCAUGUGAAGGAUCAUUUGAUACUGCGUUUGACUGGAUUCGCAAAGAGAGAAACCACUAUGGAGAAGUGAUGGUGAGAUUCAGCACAUAUUUUUUCCGCAACAGCUGGUACUGGCUUUAUGAAAAUCGAAACAACCGGACACGCUACGGGGAUCCUAUCCAAAUCCUCGUUGGCUGGCACGGAAUCCCAACACAAAACAUAGACGCUUUUGUCCACAUCUGGACGUGGAGAAGAGACGAACGUUAUUUUUUUAAAGGAAGUCAGUACUGGAGGUAUGACAGUGACAAUGAUCAGGCCCACACAGAAGAUGAACGAGGAAAAAGCUACCCCAAAUUGAUUUCAGAAGGAUUUCCUGGCGUCCCAAGUCCCCUGGACACUGCCUUUUAUGACCGAAGAAAGCAAUUAAUUUACUUCUUCAAAGAGUCCUUCGUGUUUGCAUUUGAUGUCAAUAGAAAUCAAGUACUUGAUUCUUAUCCAAGGAAGAUUACUGAAGUUUUUCCAGGAAUAGAGCCACAAAACCAUCCUUUCAGAAAUAUAGAUUCAGCUUACUACUCCUACGCACACAACUCCAUUUUCUUCUUCAAAGGCAAUGCAUACUGGAAAGUCGUCAAUGACAAGGACAAACAGCAGCACUCUUGGCUUCCUUCAAAUGGCCUAUUUCCCAAGCAAUCUAUCUCAGACAAGUGGUUUGACGUUUGUGACGUCCAUGCCUCCACCCUGAAUAUGUGAUGAGAAAAGUAGGCAAAUGGAGCGAGUCAAAGGAUUUCUCUUCUAAGAGAAAAAGUCUGAUUUCUUUUACAAAGAAAACAAACCAGAGUUUUAGUAACCAAAGUGACGAGGGCUCCCUAAGUUAAAACCCCAUGGAAAAAGCAUUACUUAAACUUUUAAAAUACUUGAUUUAAAAGUCAAUUU